CGAGGAGGAGGAGGGAGAAGAUGGCCGCCGUCGUCGUCGCCUCGCCUCAGGCCUGGUCUCUCCUUGUGAGGCGGGAAGGCGGCGGAUGGCGCAGAGAACGGAGACUGAGAGAGAGAGAGAGAGGACAUGGGGGUUCUAUGGAGCCACCCCUGGCGUGAUGAUAAACAAACCAGCUCAUGGUGGAUACUGAGGAAUUUGGAAAGCAAAAGUACAGUGAGGAAACCAGACCUAUAGGAAAGAGAAAUCCUCUCAAGGGGCUGAUCUUACUAGAUGGUAGAAUACACUUUACAUCAGAACAGGGAAAACAAGAGUCAAGUGUCCAUAGUGCAAUCGUAUGUAGAUAACGCUAUCGAUAUGGAGGAAAAAGCUUAUAAAUGUAUUGAAUGUGGAAAGAGCUUUAGUCAGCAUGGACCUCUGAAGAGACAUCAAAGGGUUCACACUAGUGAAAAACCCUAUAAAUGCCUGGAGUGUGGACAAAGUUUUACUCGGAGGGAAUAUCUAUGUUCACAUCAAAGGACUCACACUGGGGAGAAACCCUAUAAAUGCCUGGAAUGUGGACAGAGCUUUACUCAUAGUUCAAGUCUACAUUCACAUCAAAGGACUCACACUGGGGAGAAACCCUAUAAAUGCCUGGAGUGUGGACACAGCUUUGCUCAUAGGUCAAGUCUAUGUUCACAUCAAAGGACUCACACUGGGGAGAAACCCUAUAAAUGCCUGGAGUGUGGACAGACCUUUACUCGGAGGGAACAUUUACGUUCACAUCAAAGGACUCACACUGGGGAGAAACCUUAUAAAUGCCUGGAGUGUGGACAGAGCUUCACUGAGAGGGGAAAUCUACAUAUACAUGAAAGGACUCACACUGGGGAGAAACCCUAUAAAUGCCUGGAGUGUGGACACAGCUUUAUUCAGAGUUCAAGUCUGCGUAACCAUCAAAGGACUCACACUGGGGAGAAACCUCAUAUAUGCCUGGAGUGUGGAAUAAGCUUCACUCAGAGUGGAAAUCUACGUAUACAUGAAAGGACUCACACUGGGGAGAAACCCUAUAAAUGCCUGGAGUGUGGACAGAGCUUCACUAAGAGGGGAAAUCUACGUAAACAUCAAAGGACUCACACUAGGGAGAAACCCUAUAUAUGCCUGGAAUGUGGACAGAGCUUCACUGAGAGGGGAAGUCUACGUAUACAUGAAAGGACUCACACUGGGGAGAAACCCUAUAAAUGCCUGGAGUGUGGACACAGCUUCAUUCAGAGUUCAAGUCUACGUAACCAUCAAAGGACUCACACUGGGGAGAAACCCUAUAAAUGCCUGGAGUGUGGGCAGAGCUUCACUCAGAGGGGAAGUCUAUGUAUACAUCAAAGGACUCACACUGGGGAGAAACCCUAUACAUGCCUGGAGUGUGGACAGAGCUUUACUGAGAAGGGAAGUCUACGUAUACAUGAAAGGACUCACACUGGGGAGAAACCCUAUAAAUGCCUGGAGUGUGGACAGAGCUUCUCUGAGAGGGGAGGUCUCCGUAUACAUCAAAGGACCCACACUGGGGAGAAACCUUAUAAAUGCCUAGAGUGUGGACAGAGCUUUACUCAGGGAGGACAUUUACGAUUACAUCAAAGGACCCACACUGGGGAGAAACCCUAUAAAUGCCUGGAGUGUGAACAGAGCUUCACUGAGAGGGGAAGUCUCCGUAUACAUCAAAGGACCCACACUGGGGAGAAACCUUAUAAAUGCCUGGAGUGUGGACAGAGCUUCGCUCAAAGUGGAAACCUAAGUUCACAUCAAAGGACCCACACUGGGGAGAAACCCUAUAAAUGCCUGGAGUGUGGACAGAACUUCACUCAAAGUGGAAACCUAAGUUCACAUCAAAGGACCCACACUGGGGAGGAACCCUAUAAAUGCCAGGAUUGUGAACUGAGCUUCGCUAAGAGGGAAAAUCUACAUAAGCAUCAAAGGACUCACUAAAGAGAAAUUUUAUAAUUGCAUGGACUGUGGAAAGAGCUUCACAUAUAGUCACAAUCUACAUAAACAUAAUAGAAUUCACACUGGAGAGAAAGAUGGUAAUGGACACUACAGUCUUUCUAACAUGUACAAAAGCAACUCUUGCAAAUGUUGGAAAUGCAAGCCCAUAGUUGGAACAUUUUAUCAUUGUGGUGUAUUGUAAAGAGAUUGAGCUACAAUACAUUUCAUCCUGGAAGUAAUUUGUGAGGGCAGUUGAAAAAAUAUUAUAUUAAUUUUACAACAGAGGUCAGAAUUGGAAUUAAAAAUAUAAAGAUUCAAUCUACCUUGGAGCAGAAACGUUGGUUCAAAGCUGUUUCCCCUUGUAAAUUUCCACAGAACAUGUCUAUCGAUUUCUCUCCUUGGCAUAAUAGCAUAUUUAAACUGCUUGUUUAUUCUGCGAGUAUUUACAAAGUACUUAGGUCAGAUUGGCAGGGCAUGGUAAACUUGAACAAUGGAUUUAUUGAUUGGGAGGUGUCAAUACAACUCAGAGCUUCUAAACUCAUACAGUAGAAGAGCACCAUCUCACGGCCACUUCGUGCAAAUAGCAGGCACUUUCUGUUUUUAUUAAAACUGUCAUUUUUUAGUUAUAUUCACUUCAGAAAGCACGUUACGAUUAAAUUUAGAAAGGCUAUCAAGAGAAGGCGCUAAGGAAAAUCAGCCUAAUAUUUGCUGAUUGACUAUGGCUUCGAUAAUAAUGUCUAUGUACUCAAAGUAUUCAAUAAGAGAUAGCUUAAAAGGGAAAACCAUGGAUAAUGAGAUCAGCAGUUCCAAAAGAAACACAAGAAUAAAUAAAAUAAAUAAGAAGAAAUCUGUAUUCUAAGGAGAUUGGUUUUAAUGGAAUUUGCUUUUAAAAUUGGUUUUAUAAAUGUUAUAAACAUUUAAGAGGGUUAAGAAUCUAAUUCAAGGUUUAGAACAUUUGAACUUUGGAAUCACCAGAUGUCUGAAUUCCAUAAAACAAACUGUACAGUCAGUAGACGUUGAGCACCAUCGCACGUUUGCCUGACCUGGUCGAUGACCUAGACUAGAAAGUUGAGGGCAACUGUGCUCGUGGACACUUGUUUUUCACCUGUUUAAUAAUUAUACGGAGUAAAUUUUCGACUGUUGUACUUUCUGCGCAUGUGUAGCGGAAAUUGGUUUUGUCAGCACUAAUUGUACUAGAUAUUGAACAUGAUUGAACAUGAUUUUGUAAUGGUCCUUUGAACACGGAUCCCCCCCUCUUUUGCAAAAUAGUUAAGACCUGGACAUCGAUGUGCUGUCGCUGUUCUAGAGGUGUGUGUGGUAUUUGUUCCAAACCCCUCUCUGCAUAUUAGGUCUGUGUGCCAAGUUUGGUUGAGAUCCAUUGGUGUUUGGGUUCACAGUGCUCUCUAGAUGGAGGCGAACUACAACUCCCCCAAAUCAAUGUGAAUUUCCCCAAAGACUUCCAGUAUUUUUUGCUGGUCAUGGGGGCUCUGUGUGCCAAGUGAGUUCCAGUUCCAUCAUUGGGAGGGGUUCAGAGUGCAGAUGGUCCGCCCCAGGAGACUUAUGGAUCCUGAGGGACUCCUGACGUCUCUUGGGGUUCUGUCUGCUAUGGAGGCUGAUGAUCCUGUCGAUGCCUUGGUUGCUCGUUACAAUACCGAGUUGUCCAGGGCUAUUGACAUGAUCGCUCCCGAACGUCCCCUCUCGCUGCGUGGAGUUGCCCCAGCUCCCUGGUUCACCGGGGAGCUGGCGGAGAUGAAACGUGAGAGAAGGAGACUAGAGUGGCGCUGGCGGAGAACUCGCGACGUUUCUGACCGAACACGGGCUAAAGCCGUUAUUAGGGCUUAUUCCGUGGCGUUGCGGGCAGCCAGGAAGGUUUUCACGACUGCCCGCAUCGCGUCUGCAACAAAUAGAUCUUCUGAGUUGUUCCGAGUUGUUGGGGAGCUCCUCCACCCUUCUCAGGGUGGGGGGGCACCUGACUCCUCGGCAACUCGGUGUAGCGAGUUCGCUCACCAUUUUGCAGACAAAGUCGCUCAGAUUCGUUCCGACUUGGACGCCAGUCUUGAAGCAUUGCCAGGUGAGGUAACCGAGGCAUCUGUCUGUUCGAUCUUGUGGGAUUUGUUUCAGUUUGUGCAAUCUGAUGAUGUAGACAAGAUUCUUGGAGCGGUGAGGGCGACUACCUGUGCCCUAGAUCCCUGCCCAUCUUGGCUUUUAAAACAGGCCAGUGGUGGGUUAGUUGAUUGGUUUGUGGCAAUAAUUAAUGCCUCUUUGGGGCAGGGCAAAUUUCCAUCCAGCCUAAAACAAGCCGUGGUAAGGCCUAUUUUGAAGAAGGCCUCAUUAGAUCCUACCAAUCCUUGUAACUACAGGCCAAUCUCUAACCUACCAUUCUUGGGCAAGGUCUUGGAGCGGGUGGUUGCCUCUCAGCUCCAGGGAUUCUUGGAAGAUACGGAUUUUCUGGACCAAUCACAGUCUGGCUUUAGGCCUGGGUUCAGUACCGAGACGGCUUUGGUCGCCUUGGUGGAUGACCUCCGCAGGGAGCUGGACAGGGGGAGUGUGACCCUGCUGGUUCUCUUGGACAUCUCAGCAGCUUUCGAUACCAUCGACCAUGGUAUCCUUCUGGGGCGGCUUUCUGGGAUGGGCCUUGGGGGUACUGCACUCCAGUGGCUCCAGUCCUUUCUGGAGGGUCGUUCCCAGUUGGUGAAGCUGGGGGACACCUGCUCGGACCCCUGGCUAUUGACCUGUGGGGUCCUGCAAGGUUCUAUUUUGUCCCCCAUGCUUUUUAACAUCUACAUGAAACCGCUGGGAGAGGUCAUCUGGAGUUUUGGAGUACGGUGCCAUCUCUACGCGGAUGACACCCAACUCUACUACUCUUUUCCACCUAAAUCCAAGGAAGCCCCUCGGAUUCUGGACCAGUGUCUGGCCGCUGUGUUGGCCUGGAUGAGGGUGAACAAGCUGAGACUUAAUCCCGACAAGACAGAGGUCCUCCAGGUCAGUCGUACGUCUGAUCGGGGUAUUGGGUGGCAACCUGUGCUUGACGGGGUCGCACUCCCCCUGAAGGCGCAGGUCCGCAGCUUGGGGGUCCUCCUGGAUUCGGGGCUGACACUUGAGGCUCAGGUGUCGGCCGUGGCCGGGAGGGCCUUUGCACAACUAAAACUUGUGCGCCAGCUGCGACCGUACCUCGAGAAGUAAGAUCUGACCAAGGUGGUCCAUGCCUUAGUCCAUGCCAUGCAAUAGACUGGACUAUUGCAAUGCGCUCUAUGUGGGGCUGCCUUUGAAGACGGCCCGGAAAUUACAACUAGUACAGCGUUCGGCAGCCAGGCUUCUAACCGGAGCGAAUUACAGGGCGCGUUCAACGCCUCUGUUUAAGGAGCUCCACUGGCUGCCAUUUACUUUUCGGGCCCAAUUCAAGGUGCAGGUUAUCACCUACAAAGCCCUAAACGGUUUGGGACCCACCUACCUUACAGACCGCAUCUCCCUCUAUGAACCCACACGUUCUCUUCGCUCGUCGGGGGAGGCCCUUCUCUCGCUCCCACCACCCUCACAGUCACGGUUGGUGGGGACGAGAGAGAGGGCCUUCUCCGUCGUGGCCCCCCCGGCUUUGGAACUCUCUACCUAGAGAGAUCAGGCAGGCCCCUACCCUCCUCUCCUUCCGGAAGAGCUUAAAAACGUGGCUCUUCCAAAAGGCCUUCGAUGUUUAGUUGUUGCUGGAUUGAUCUAUCUGUCCAUUCUAUAAUAGUCCCAUUGUUGUUGUCUUGCCAUUUUAUACCGCACUUUAUUGUCCAACUGUGAAAUUUCCUUUUCCCAUUUCGUAUCACUCUGCAUUUCGCCUGGGAUCUACGAAUUAGUCUCCUGUUUUUAACACUGUAUCCUGCUUGUUGAUUUUAAUGAUUGUUUUUAUUGAUGCUGAUGUUUUUUACUGGGAUAAUUGUUUUAUUGCUUUGUUACUGUUUUGUUUGUUUUAUUGGGCCUGGCCCCAUGUAAGCCGCCCCAAGUCCCUUCGGGGAGAUGGGGCGGGGUAUAAAAAUAAAGUUAUUAUUAUAUUA
Messenger RNA from Anolis carolinensis (green anole), 5987 nucleotides. Its product is annotated as zinc finger protein 239. Gene Ontology annotation, cellular component: nucleus. NCBI's taxonomy places the organism in Eukaryota, Metazoa, Chordata, Lepidosauria, Squamata, Anolidae. Gene Ontology annotation, molecular function: RNA polymerase II cis-regulatory region sequence-specific DNA binding; DNA-binding transcription factor activity, RNA polymerase II-specific. The record is from RefSeq and is a predicted model, not a curated record. Gene Ontology annotation, biological process: regulation of transcription by RNA polymerase II. The transcript has 2 exons. The coding region runs from base 271 to 1953 and encodes 560 amino acids.